GGGGCGGGGCUUGCCCCUCCCGCCUGGGCCCAGCCAGCUGCCGCCAUGAUGGGGGCGGUGUGAUGGUGCGCCUCGCCUUACGCCGACCGACUGGUUGUCUGAGCCCAUCUGACGGCGGGUCCGGCCUCUCUUCCGUCUCCUGCUUCGCCCUUCACCAAGGAUGGAUCCCAAGCCUACAAGAAGAGUAUCUGAAGUGCAUAAUGCUUCAUCAACAUCUGCAUCAGGAGCAAAAAUGUUAUAUGAGGGUAGAUCAAGUGUCUUGGAUGACUUCUAUGCAACAAAAGAAAAUGAAAAGCAUGAAGCUGAAUAUCAGCCUACUUUAUAUAGUGAACCAGAUACACCUCCCGAGACACCUUCUGGAUUUUUAACUCCGCCUGUGAACAGUGAUUCUAAGAGGCCUAAGCUUGUAUCAACAUGUUCAUCCAGCAAUAAUACCAAUUGCUUCAGCAAUUGUUCAGAUUCGAUUUGGGCGAGUAGGUUCCCAAGAUCACCAGUACCAUUCAGUUCAACAUCAAGAACUGAAGCUCCCCUCUGCAAAGAAAAUGAGGUGGAAAGAACAGAAUCCAGUCAAAGAGAAGGUUUCGGAAGAGUUUUAUCGUCACACGCACAAGGUGCAAGACCAAGGGAGACAUUGUUUGGAUCUUUAAGACGUACCACAACCAACUUAAGCAGAGCACUUUCCUCCGCUUCUCCAGACAAUCCCUCUACGUUCUCCAGAGACUCCAGAAAUUCUUCCCGAUCUUUUGAGAGCAGCAGUUCUUCAUCAGCUGUUGGAGUGAUACAAAGGAGUGCAGAGUGUGGUUUCCUGCGAAGAGCUGGCACUUCGGAAUCUGAAAGGAGAAAUGCGUCUCUUUUGCAGACAAGGCCAUUGGAUGACUUGGCAUCAGAAUCGCUCAGUAGUCGGUGUAGACCGAGACAGCUCCUGUCACGCCUGGCAUCAAGCAUGUCUUCGACUUUCUCUAGCAACCGAAUUUCUAAUCGGGGCUAUUCAAGUACAAGGCCUUUUGAAAGAGCGCAUUCCUUGCAGCAAGCUGAUAACGCAUCAUUUAGGGAAAGACCUGAAAAUGUGGCACAUGCUGAUGCUAAUGGCAGAGCAGUUGCUAACUUUUCUCCUAAUCAAUCCCCAGAGUCUUCUCGGGGAUUCGGAUUUUUGAGGUGGAGAAGAACGGGGUCGCCAGCUGUUCUACAAUCUCCGAACUCAAUUGUUGGAGCAGAAAAUUCAAGUACAAGGCCAAAUGAAUCUGAAAAUAGAAUGACUGCCUCUUGGUUUUCUUCACUGCAGAGUCGCUGUACCCCUCUCGCCAGAAGAGAAGGCAGAGAUGAAACUGCUAAUGGUAUCAUUAGUGAAGCCAGGGAACAUCAGUCACCAAUCCUCCAAAGGGCAGUUGGAACACUUCAAAACUCAAGCAGACAACAAUCGGAGCGUGUUCAUGGCGCUACAGCACCACCUACCAAUGCUUUGCCUUCUACGGUUUCAGGCAGCUCUUCAGCCCGCAACACGACACCAGAGACCCUGCCAACAAGAAGUACCUCAGAAUUUAGAGAAGUUUUUUCUAAUUCUUUUAUUCGUCUUUCUGUGCCUUGUGGCCCAGAACAUGAUUACUCCGAAGAUGUACUGAUAGCAGUAGACUUUGUAAAUCCAUCCAGAAGUCCUACUGAACAGGAGAAACAGAAAACUGCAAGUGCAUCUUCAAAGGAUCCGGAAAAGCUGAGAAAAAUACAAGAAAGUUUACUUUUAGAAGAUUCUGAUGACGAAGGAGAUGAUAUUUGUCGGAUUUGCCAAAUAGGAGCUGGAUAUACCACAACAAAUCCUUUAAUCAAACCAUGCAAUUGCACUGGCAGCUUGCAGUACGUCCAUCAGGAAUGCAUCAAAAAAUGGUUGCAAUCCAAAAUAAAUUCAGGUGCGGAUUUGACUGCUGUCGUCACUUGUGAAUUGUGCAAGGAAAAGUUACAGCUGGACUUGGAAGAUUUUGAUAUCCAUGAAUUGUAUAGAACGCAUGAACAGGCACAGCACGACAUCAGUUCUGGUCUUUACCUUGUUCUUUUACUUCAUCUCUGUGAGCAGAGGUUUUCCGACUUAAUGGGUGAUACAAGUGAGACAAGAUCCCGACUUCGGUUCAUCCACUUGGCAAGAACUCUUCAACAGCACAUACAAGAUCUUGAAACUACGGAUGACGAUUCUGAAGAUGAACAAGAUAGAUUUGAAAAUGCAACACCAAGAGGUUCUACUUGACUUGUGUGAUGGGCUUUCCCAGUGCAAGUCUUUAUAUAAAGGCAAAGCAUUAUAUUCACUUUUCACUUUUGCUAGAAGUUGCUAAUGUUCCAUGAAAUAGAUGCUGAAAAUUUGGGUGAAGUUUUUCAAUUUUGUGACUACACUAGAGAUGAAAAGCUUUACAAUUUGAGUGUUUUAAGUAAAGUUUUUUUUAUUUGUAGUAAUUAUGAAUGAAAGAGAAAAAAGUCAAUGUAAUACUGUCACUGUCCAGGAGUUAAUGUGGGCAGCUGACAUUGUGCUCAACUGCCUUCUUUUCGCUAAUUACAAUUUUUAACUUCAAAUAUCAAGCUUCGAAUUGGAAAUGCAAAAGCCAGCAGUUGGAAAAUGUUGGAAAUGUCUACAUUCAAAGGCAAUUUCCUGCAAGUUUGGAUGAAUGGCAGAAAACUGAUUAUUUUUAAGUGCAGCAUUAUCCUACUUAAAGUGACUAUAUGUUGGAACUAUGUAUUUGGUAAUGAUUAAUCAAAUAAAGUGUACUACUUGAGAGAAGGCAAAAGUGUCUUCUAGCAAAUCAUAGAUGGAAACUUUUCUUAAUUGCAGUGUUUUCAUAAAAUUAAAGUACUACACUGAAUUAAGCUUUAUAACUGUUUGAAUAAAUGUGAAAUAUUAAACUUUGAGGCUUCUCUAACGGUU
Messenger RNA from Leucoraja erinaceus (little skate), 2902 nucleotides. It is a transcript of the gene marchf7, whose product is annotated as membrane-associated ring finger (C3HC4) 7. Gene Ontology annotation, molecular function: zinc ion binding. Lineage: Eukaryota; Metazoa; Chordata; Chondrichthyes; Rajiformes; Rajidae. The record is from RefSeq and is a predicted model, not a curated record. The transcript is spliced from 10 exons. The coding region runs from base 161 to 2233 and encodes 690 amino acids.